AGGGGAAAAACUAAGAAACCCAGUCUCCCCAUCACACUCACCUCCUUCUCAUUUCCUGAGGAGAUUGGGCAAGAACCCCCCAAGAACACCCCUCCUCCUUCUCAGAGGGCCCUAGACUGAGGCCACAGCUCACAGGAGCAUCCAUUCUGUCUGCUUGAACCCAGACUCUUGCCCCCACUCCUACCUCAUCUUCGGCUCCUCCAGGGACUGCCAUGGACUCAGCAACCAAGGACGAAAUGCAGCCCUCACUUCCCCCUGGGCCUGAGUGGCCAGAACAGGAGAGGGCGGAGCAGCUUGCCCGAGGAGCAGCGCUCAAAUGGGCCUCGGGUAUCUUCUACCGGCCGGAGCAGCUGGCCAGACUGGGCCAGUACCGCAGCCGUGAGGUUCAGCGUACCUGUUCCCUGGAAGCACGCAUCAAGUCAGUGGUGCAGUCCUACCUGGAGGGUGUGAAGACUGGCGUGUGGCAGCUGGCCCAGGCUUCUGAGGCCGUGCAGGGAGCCCGUGAGGCCCUGGGCCAGGCGCAUGGGUUGCUACAGGGUAUGGCAGAGACCACGCAGACCCUGAAACCGCUGCGGGAACAGGUUGCACAGCACAAGCAGCUGCAGGUCCUGUCUCAGCUGCUGCCCCGGCUGUGGGCAGUGCCAGCUGCAGUGGCCCACACGCAGACCCUGAUUGAUGCCCAGCGGCUCUUGGAAGCAUAUGUGUGUCUUCGGGAGCUGGAGCAGCUGCAAGAAGAGACAUGGGCCCCUCUGGAAGGCCUGGAGUUGCCAGUCUUUGAGGGGCUGGGCCCUCUGGCUGAGGCUCUUGGCCGGGCGGUGGAAACAGCUGCAGGGGCCGCAGGGCAGCUGGCAAGGGAGGACCCAGCCUUGCUGGUGGCUGCUGUGCGUGUGGCGGAGGUGGAUGCUGGGUACAUGGCCUCCCUGGAGCUGGCCCCCAGGGACUGGCGGCAGCGCUGUCUGCAGGCAUUACAGGAGGGCCUGGAGAGGACCCACUUUGGGACACCUCUUCUUCCUGAGCCAGGGGCCCUGGCAGGGUGGCUGGAAGCCCUGCGGGUGGCUUUACCAGCCGAGCUGGCCAUAGCUGAAGCACUAGUAGCACCCUGCUGCCCACCACACUACAAAGUGGUCCAGCUGUGGGCCCACACCCUGCACAGUGGACUGCGCCGCUGCCUGCAGCAACUCCUGGAAGGGCCUGGACUAGGAGCUGCUGAUGCCUUCACCUUGCUGCACUGGGCACUGCAUGUGUACCUGGGGCCAGAGAUGAUGGGGAGCCUAGAGUUGGGGCCUGAGGCUGACGUGUCUCAGCUGGAGCCCCUCCUGACCCUGGAGAACAUUGAACAGCUGGAGGCAACAUUUGUGGCCCAAACUCAGGCCAAUGUGACCCAGUGGCUGCAGAGGGCACUGGAUGGGGAGGUAGCUGAGUGGAACCGAGAGCAGAAACCUGGCACAGACUCUUCUGGCUUCUACCACUCACCUAUGCCGGCCAUAGUGUUGCAGAUCCUGGAAGAGAAUAUUCGCGUGACCAGCCUGGUCAGCGAGUCACUGCAGCAGCGGGUGCAUGGCAUGGCACUAUCAGAACUGGCCACAUUCCUGAGGAGCUUUAGUGAUGCUCUGAUCCGAUUCUCUCGAGACCACAUCAGUGGGGAAGCAACAGCUCCUCAUUACGUGCCCUACCUACUGGCCACCCUCAACCACCAGUCAGCACUCAGCUCCUCCGUGUCAGGCCUGCAGCCCGAAGGGGCUGCUUCGGGAGCUUUGGCUCCGGUGGGGACAGCGCUGGACGAGUUACAGAGGAGAAUUUGCCGUCUGGCGUUGGAGGCACUGCUGGCAGAGCUCCAACCCCUGUUCGCGGCUCUGCCCUCACGCCGGUGGCUGUCGAGCCCAGAGCUACUGGACGAUGUGUGCGAGCGGACAGCGCGCUUCUGCCAGGAGUUUAGGCGCGUGCGGAAUCCUGAGGCCCAGCUGCUCCUGGCGGAGGCAGAACGUAUGGUGGUACUGCAGUACCUACGUGCGCUGAUGCAGGGCCGCCUAGUGUGCCGAGGAGCCCACGAGAGGACCCAGGUGGCCGAGCGCCUGCAGCACGACGCGGCCCAGCUUCGGGAGCUUUUCCUUGGUUUGGGCCUGGAGGAGAGUGUUCAGUGCGCACCAGUGCUCCUCGCUCUGCGGGAUCUGUUGAACCUCCGCGACCCCAUGCUGCUUGGCCUCGAGGUGGCGGGUCUACGACAAAAAUUUCCCGACGUGAGCGAGGAUCAUAUCUCUGCCCUCUUGGACCUGCGCGGGGACGUGUCGCGGGAGCAGCGCCUGGCCGCACUCAGCUCCUUGCAGGCCGGCCCGCAGCCCUCGCCCUCUGCCGGUCGCCGCGCACUCUUCAGCCUCGUCCCAGCACCUACUCCUGCGCUGUCCUCUUGCCUUCCCUCGGGGCCCUGUGCCUGACGCCCGGCUGCCCUCCGGAUACAGGGAUGGCCCCCAGAGGCCUGAAUUGUGUAUUGGAGAAGGGGGUAUAAAAUAAAAGUGCGACGAUUAGGGGGUUCACGCUCAGUGAAACGCCUAAGGUA
Molecule: messenger RNA, 2554 nt
Organism: Neogale vison (American mink)
Lineage: Eukaryota; Metazoa; Chordata; Mammalia; Carnivora; Mustelidae
Gene: EXOC3L1
Product: exocyst complex component 3 like 1
Exons: 13
Coding region: 213-2432 (739 amino acids)
Biological process (GO): exocytosis; exocyst localization
Cellular component (GO): exocyst
Molecular function (GO): SNARE binding
Source: RefSeq, a predicted model, not a curated record